Messenger RNA from Bactrocera neohumeralis, 669 nucleotides. RefSeq lists its product as uncharacterized. The record is from RefSeq and is a predicted model, not a curated record. Bases 1 to 669 code for a protein of 222 amino acids. The transcript has a single exon. Gene Ontology annotation, molecular function: nucleic acid binding. NCBI's taxonomy places the organism in Eukaryota, Metazoa, Arthropoda, Insecta, Diptera, Tephritidae.
AUGGUGGAACGUCUUCACCAACAUUUGAAGGAUGCCAUUCGUUGUCACGAAAACAACUCAUGGGUCGACAUGCUACCCAUCGUUCUCCUUGGACUUCGCGCCGCUUGGAAGGAAGAUCUUGGCGCAACUCCUGCCGAUCUCGUUUAUGGAGAGCCAAUUCGUUUACCAGGUGAAUUCCUAGCGCCUUCGCCACGAUCUGGUUUGCCACCAUCCAAUUUGGCAUUACGCUUGAGGAAUUACUUCGCAGAGCUUGCACCACAACCCAUCGUCCGACAUGGUCAGAGAAAAACAUUCAUUUUCAAAGAAUUAUCUACAUGUUCACACGUCUUUAUUCGUCGCGACGCUCCACACCACGCAUUCACUUCACCUUAUGAAGGACCACACCGAGUCAUUUCAAAGCACGAAAAAUAUUUCAUCGUAAACGUCAGAGGCGAAAACACUACAGUUUCGAUCGACCGACUAAAGCCUGUUUAUCUACUUCCCGACGAUAAGCUCAACGAGAGUGAGCAGAACAACGACGAUGACAACAAUACUACGCUAACUACAUUAACUUCGCCAGAGUCAUCUGAACCUGGGACAUCUCGAUUUUCGUCCUCAUCAUACCGCCCAUCUGAAUCCGAUUCCAAUUUAUCUACACCAUCACCCAAAAGACGGGUUAGAUUCCGCUGA